Molecule: messenger RNA, 1487 nt
Organism: Jaminaea rosea
Lineage: Eukaryota; Fungi; Basidiomycota; Exobasidiomycetes; Microstromatales
Product: Aldo/keto reductase
Exons: 3
Coding region: 173-1282 (369 amino acids)
Cellular component (GO): cytoplasm
Source: RefSeq, a predicted model, not a curated record
UGGGGCUCGUCUCCACCUCUUUGGUCUGUGGCUGCCGCGAAUGCCGUCUCCGCGUGGAGGCGGUCCGAGGUUCCCGCCAUCGAGGUGAGCUUACCUUCCCGGGCGCUGCAACAAAUACAUAACGCCUUGUAUUGCCAUUGUUUCGACCUCAUCACUCGAUCAUCUCGCAAUCAUGUCCGCUCCCGCCAUCAAGCAGCAACAGCAGAUCCCGCUCCCAGGCAACCCUGCCACGUCGGCCGCUGCCGGGCUGGGAGUCUCGCGCAUCUCCCUGGGCCUCAUGGGUAUGACCUGGACUGACCCUUCGCAGUUCACUCCAGACGACCAAGCCUUUGCCGUCAUUCGCCGCUCCAUUCACGAAGGUGGUGUCACUCUCCUCGACGCAGGCCAAUUUUACGGUCCGCAAUCUGACCCACACGCCAACCUUAAGCUCGUCAAGCGCUACUUUGACAAGUACCCAGACGACAAGGACAAGGUUCUCCUCUGCGUCAAGGGAGGCUUCGACCUCUUCUCUCCCGGCGGAUAUGCAGAGAAGGGAUUUGCAGGGAUGAACCCGCUCACCGACCUAGACAAGCUGCGCGAGAGCGUCAAGCUCAUUCGUCAGGAGCUCGGGAGCGACGCGGGAGGCAAGGAUAUCGAUCUGUGGGAGCCCGCACGAUACCCUAAGAACGUCGAUGUAGGCGAGAUGACACGCAAGCACAUUGCAUUGCGCGAUGAGGGACUGUUCAGGGGGCUCGCAUUGAGCGAGGUUGGAGGCAAGACGAUUCGCGAAGCGUGGGAGGCAAGCAAGGGCGGCGUAGCUGCGAUUGAGAUCGAAUACAGCGCCUUUUGCCUCGAGGCAGAGGAGCAGGGUGUGCUCGCUGCUUGCGAGGAGUUCAAGAUUCCCAUUCUCGCGUACUCGCCCGUAGGCAAGGGCUUCCUCACGGGCACCAUCACGUCACGCUCCGAGAUCCCAGAGGGGGACCUCCGCCUUCGCAUGGACCAAUACGCCGAAGAGAACUUCCAGCACAACGUUGACGUCGCCGACAAACUCAAAUCCAUUGCCACGGAGAAGGGCGUCACCGCCUCGCAGCUGGCUUUGGCCUGGAUCCUCGCUCGAAGCCCAAUCAUGACGGCUAUCCCCGGUACGAGGCAGCCGGACCGUGCCAUUGAGAAUGCAGCGGCGGCUGAAGUGAAGCUGACGCAGGAAGAUCUCAAGGAGAUUGCAGACGUCUUGGAGAAGAACAAGCCAAAAGGUGGACGAGCGUUCGAGCAUGCGAGGCAGCAUAUGAAUUUGUGGGCGUGAAUGGCCCGUGGAGCGUGUGCGAAUACCAUUGCCAUUUCCCUCCCUUGAGUGCGUGGGACCAAUGUUUGACCGUCUACUCGUCAUCCGGGUCAGCGUCGUCUUGGUCGGCCUCUUCACCAUCAUCGGCGGCAGCGGCGUCCGGCUCGCCGUCGUCUGCGACCUCCUCCUCCUCCUCUUCUUCCUCUUCCUCCUCUUCGUCAUCGUC